GGAUGAGUUGAUUUUUGUUUAAUGAAUUGUUUCUUGUGCUUGUACUAAGAAUUGAGAAAUUUGGAAAAAAGUAGUAGUAGUAGUAUUAUUUGUUUUCAAGUUGAAUAAAAAUUUGAGUAGUUUUUGAAUUUUUCGUGAGUGAUUUGGAGUGAAAAUUGUGAAAAGCGGCUUUUUUGGAGUUUUUCGAAUUCCGGGGAAAAUUGUAACAAUUCUAUGCCUAAACAGUUUCCGGAAUAAAAUUCCAAAAAAGGUGAAAACUAUCCGUGGCCAAACGGGGACUAAGUAGGCGUUUGGGCAUAGGUUUGCAAAUAUUUUUCACUUUGUUUGGAAUUUAUGAAGUUGGAGUUGUGUUUGGUUAUACUUUUUGCAAAGAGAGAAUAGAGCAUUUUGUUUGGAAUUACGAAGACGGAGUUGGAAACCAGGUUAUAAGUUGUUUUUCAAAUUUCGGACUCUGAAGUUGGAUUUGGAAUUACGAAGACGGAGUUGGAAACCAAGUUAUAAGUUGUUUUUCAAAUUUGGACUCCGAAGUUAGAUUUGGAAUUUUCAUGCCCAAACACUGAUUUUGCAAUUAAAUGAAAAAUUAUUCCGGAAAAAAAGUGAAUAAUUCUCAUGGCCAAACGGAUCCUUAAAUUUUUUGCAGUUUCUCUGAGUUGGAGUUGUGAGAAAUUGGAGAUUUUAUUUCAGUUUAUUUGUUGGCUUUAACCAAAAGAUGUAGUUUAUUCAUUUUGAUUCCCAAAGGAUUUGCAUGAAGCUAGCUGAGGCUUGUAUAGUCAGAGGCGAGGCCUGGAUUUUUUAGUUUAUGGGUUCUAGACUGCAGUUCUUUUUGGUUACUGAGUUCAAAUUGUUGAUAUGUAUUAAAUGAACUUUUUAACACAAGUACAAGAUUUGAGUCAAAAGUUACUGCCGUACUGGGUGGCUUUUGAACCCGUAACUAUAAAUGUGGCUCUGCACCUGUGUAUAGCUAAGUUAUUCGGACUCGGAUGCAGGUGUCCGAUACGGGUGUGGAUCUAGAUGUCGGAUCCUUCAUGAUCUAAAUUUUAAGAUUCGGGGAUACAGAUCCAGUUAUGGAUACGGGUGUGGGUAUUCGGCUAAAAAACUUCAAAUAUCUAAAAAUAGAGUUAAAACUAAAUUAUGGUUAUUAUGUGGAAAACUUGAGGAAAAACUAUUGAUCAAGAGGAGAAUCCCCGAAGGAGAUAAAAGAGAACAGAGUGACGUAGAAAUUUUUAUAUACAAGGUAUUCCAUUUUCUUCAAUUUCACCUUAGCUUUAGUCUUGAUUAAAGAAAUCAUUGAAUCUGUCCCGAAUUUCUACGUCAAUUUUGGUCAAAGUAUCCAAAAUCAGUUGACCAGAUCGGGUACGGAUCCCACACCCACACCCAUGUCGUGUCGACACGGGUGCGGCACCGAAAGUGAAGAGUCCGAGUAACAUAGAUGUAUAGUAAAGGAUGUUGCGGUCUAACUAUGAACAUCCUGAUGCUAUGUGCUCAAGGCCUCAGUACGAAAUCUUGUGAUUUAUGAUUUUGGCAACUAUACCCUCAUUCCAUAUCUUUGUUUUUGUCCAAAUUCUGCAAAUGAUCGGUGUUUGGAGUAUCUUAGUAUUUGGUUUCCUAAGUGAUACACAUUAAACAGGCUAAAAUAUUGCUUUUUCAUCAAUCAAAAAUGACCUCAGGGACUUUAGCAUUUACUGUUGAUUUAUGCUGAUAUUCGUACCAUUGGUUUCCUCUCGUUCAAAUACUUCCUUCUUGAUUGCCAGAAAAUCCUCUUGUUGGAUAUUAUUUCCUAAGUGAUCAGUUUACUUGAUUAGUGAGGAAUGGAAAAUUUCCACAGCCUAUGAGCUGAAGGUGCUCACUUGUUUGGAACCCAAAUUUCUGGUUAUAUGGUUGAUUCUCUAUAGCAUAAUCCUGGAUUGCCUAAUCCCUGUGCUGAAGAUACCUCGUGCUCAACUGUGCGCACAUAGAUCUUUAUCAGUAAGUAUAUCCCUUCACUAGUCAUCAUUGCACUCCUCGCGGGUCAGAGUCUUCUGCACUUCUCAUGUUGAUCGGCAUCUGACUUCUUAUUGAUUGGGAGAUAUCUGGCAGAUAGCGUGAAUUGGUUGAGUUAUAAACUAAUGCUCAGUAAUUUGUUGUGUUUCUCCUACCUAGUCGUAUUGAUCCUAUUAGAAGUGCAGUUGUUGAUUCCUGCAUUCGUGUAACAGACAAUGGCAGAGAGAGCAUUCAAAGAAAAGUCUUUUUCAUUUUCACACUUUAUAACACCUCAAAUCAUAAUGAUCAGCUGAAGUUAGGAGCAAGCAGUCCUGAGGAAGCUGCAAAGUGGAUCCAGGCAUUUCAGGAAGCAGCUUUAAAGGCAGACAUGAACAGAGGAAAUGAAGUUGAUUUUCCAAGCAGGGGUUCACAGUCUUUGAGGUUAAAUUGUUCCAACAAGUCUUAUCGUCUGAAUUCGAUUGAUUGGACUGUCUGUUCAUCCUCAGUUACAGAUGCUAUGACGUCUGAUGUUGUUGCACCCUCGCCUUGGACAAUCUUCGGUUGUGAUAAUGGUCUUAGGCUCUUUAAGGAAGCUAAAGAUAGGGAAUCUCUUGGAAAGUGGGACGAUCACCCCGCAAUAAUGGCUGUUGGUGUAGUCGAUGGAACUUCAGAGGCCAUUUUUCAGACACUCAUGUCACUUGGUCCUUCAAGAUCAGAAUGGGAUUUCUGUUUCUACAAGGGCAGUGUGAUUGAACAUCUUGAUGGUCACACUGAUAUAGUUCAUAAGCUUCUAAAUCGGGAUUGGCUACCUUGGGGCAUGACAAGAAGAGACCUUCUUUUGCAGCGUUAUUGGAGAAGGGAGGACGACGGAACCUACGUUAUUCUGUACCAUUCAGUGUUUCACCAGAAGUGUCCACCUCAAAAGGGCUAUGUUCGUGCCUGCCUUAAAAGUGGAGGAUAUGUUAUAUCACCUGUGAAUCAAGGGAAGGGGUCAGUAGUAAAGCAUAUGCUUGCUAUCGACUGGAAAUUCUGGAAGUCAUAUGUACGAACAUCUGCAGCCAGAUCUAUAACAAUACGCAUGCUAGGGAGACUAGCUGCUUUGCGGGAGCUUUUCAGUGCAAAAAUAGGAAAUUACUUGCCCUCUGAUGUCUCAGGGGAGCUUGUCAAAAGCAAAAGAUUACGUCAAGUUGAAGAAGAAAUUAAGCUUGAAGUGCAAACCCGGUUAGAAAAUGGAAAGAAUGUGGCAGAUCCGGAGGAAGAAGUACCUAAAACACCUUCGAGCCUGAUGGGUUUAAAUGAUGCGGCCGAUGAGUUCUUUGAUGUCUGUGAGCCACUGGAUUAUGACCAAUCAGAAAAUGGCUGGUCUGCUGAUUUUGGCCCAGAGAUAUACUCUCAGGAUGCACGUCAUCCCAAAAUGUCAACUGCUGCAGUUUUCGUGAAAAAGCUGCAUGAUCUUGCAGUUCAGAAGAAGGGUUAUGUAGAUCUGCAUGAGAUGGCGAAGGAAGAUACAUCAUCUUGCCACUUUGGAUCCACCCUACCAAAAGAUUCAACUUGUAGUUUGCCUUGCAGUUAUACUGAAACAGAUCCUUCUACUUUUCUUAUUCGUAGUGAGACCUACCUAGAUGAUCGUAAGAAGAUUAAGGCAAAAGGCACCUUGAUGCAAAUGGUGGGUGCGGAUUGGUUGAAGUCUGACAAACGAGAAGAUGAUCUUGGUGGUCGACCUGGAGGAAUUGUUCAGAAAUAUGCAGCAAAGGGUGGUCCAGAAUUCUUCUUCAUUGUGAACAUACAGGUCCCAGGUUUAACAACAUAUACUCUUGCUCUCUACUAUAUGAUGAAUACCCCUUUAGAGGAUUCACCUUUGCUGGAGAGUUUUGUCAAAGGAGAUGAUGCUUAUAGAAACUCGAGGUUCAAGCUCAUACCAUACAUAUCCAAGGGAUCAUGGAUAGUCAAGCAGAGUGUUGGGAAGAAAGCUUGUCUUAUAGGUCAAGCGCUAGAGAUCAAUUAUUUUCGUGGAAAGAACUACAUAGAGCUCGGUAUCGAUAUUGGCUCAUCUACUGUGGCAAGAGGUGUUGUUAGCCUUGUUGUUGGUUACCUAAACAAUCUAGUCAUUGAGAUGGCUUUUCUUGUCCAGGCCAACACGCCGGAAGAACUCCCUGAAUAUCUUCUAGGGACUUGCCGUCUCAACCAUCUGGACGUCUCCAAAGCCGCUCAAGUGAAACCGUGAUCUUUGUAUAAUCUCGGCUGGUUUUUAAACAUUCUCAGUGUAUUGUUAGGUUAGUCCAUAUGCUUACAGGAAGUUAGGGUUAUUCAUUUGCACAGGAAACAUGAAUGACACUAUAUGAAAACUGUUGUAAAGUGACUAGUGAAUGUUGUCCUAUUCUUUGAUUCAAUCAAAAGCCACAUCAGCAGAGUGCUGCAUUAGUGUUA
Lycium barbarum (goji berry) is the source of this 4386-nucleotide messenger RNA. RefSeq names its product protein ENHANCED DISEASE RESISTANCE 2-like. Gene Ontology annotation, molecular function: lipid binding. The transcript is spliced from 21 exons. The record is from RefSeq and is a predicted model, not a curated record. Bases 2348 to 4183 code for a protein of 611 amino acids. NCBI's taxonomy places the organism in Eukaryota, Viridiplantae, Streptophyta, Magnoliopsida, Solanales, Solanaceae.